UAAGUACCUUUUAAUCACCAUUAAUAUACUGUUUCGUUGCGAUUAUUAUUAAUUUUAUCGUCGUCCGAACGCCGGUCGGGCGUGAAGUGCGAGUCGUGUCCGUCGCCGUUUCGACUGUUUCGUGUUUGUUUUUGUUCGAGAACAACGGAAAUAUGUGCCCGUCACGCCGCCCGUGUACGUAGCGUGAGCACGCGCUCGCCCGCUCCUCCGAAUCUCCCGACCGGCCCAGUCAUCGCCUCUGCACGUGCACCAUACACACACCGAGUGAGGCGAUGUUGCGACGUUGUUGAGCUCGCCUCAUCGUCGAAAACUGCGACGGACUUUAGCCAGAAGAAAUUGCUCCUUAAGGUGGUUGCCCAACGGAUACGCUCCUCGAUCAGAUAAAAAUGGAGUCUGAAUCAAAUGAUGUUGAGUUGAAAAGUGUCGUUUCAGAUACAAAACGCACUAGGUUUCAAGUAAAUUUGGUGGAUUGUGAAACUCCUCCAAGGCUGCGAUUAGAUAGUGCUUCAUCGGAAGAUAAUAAAUAUAAAAGUUUUCGACAGUUAACACGUGAAGCAUUACCAAGAUUGGAUAAUUACAGAAAUAUUAUGUCGGUGCAUGUUGCAUGCAGACCUACUCUGGAUGAACUGCAUAAUUGUGAUUUGGCUGAAAAAAACAUGGAAGCUCAUGAAAAUGAACCAAGUAGACCAACAAAGAAGAAACAUGAAGAGGGAUGGAUUCAAGGAGUUCUUAUCCGUAACCUGGUACAAAUAUGGGGUCUCAUGUUAUUUUUAAGAGUAGCAUGGGUUGUUUGUACUACUGGUUUAAUUUCAGGAAUUGUUAUAAUAUUAUUUGGUGGUGCUAUCACAACUAUAACGGCCUUAUCUAUGUCUGCAAUUAGUACAAACGGUGUAUUGAAGGAAGGCGGAACUUAUUUUAUGAUAUCUCGUUCACUUGGCCCAGAAUUUGGUGCUUGCAUUGGUGUAAUCUAUUCUAUAGCAUUGGCUGCCGCAUGUGCAAUGCAUAUGGUUGGAUUUUGUGAAAUGGUGCAGAUUAUCAUGAAGUCAUUUAAUUUAUUUAUACUGGAUGGUGAGGUACAAGAUAUGAGAAUUCUUGGAAUAUGUUUAACAGCUGCAUUGCUAUGUGCAACAUUAGGUGGCAUUCGGUCACGCAUUCAGGUGCAUGCAGCUGUGCUAAUUCUUAUAAUCGCAGCAAUUUUAGAUGUAUUUAUAGGAGCUAUUUAUGGGCCAAAGACUGAUUCUGAAAAAAACCAAGGUUUCAUUGGUUUUAGCUGGGUCGCAAUUAAUUAUAACAUUUUUAAGAAUUUUGAAACUUUUGAUGAUUGGUGUAAAAGUUUUUGGUAUGGGUUUAGUAUAUUUUUUCCAGCAGUAUCUGGGUUUUUAGCUGGAACAAAUAAAUCAGGCGAAUUAAAGGAUUCAUUAAGAGCAAUACCAAGAGGUUCCUUAACAUCUAUUUUUAUUUCUUCUUCCAUUUAUAUUAGUAUAGCAAUUUUGGUUGGUUCAACAUUUGUAGAUCAAGAUCCAUUUUAUAAAUCUAAGUUUGAUGAUCCUAAUGAACACUAUGCAGUCAAUCGGACUAUUGGACUUAUAGCAUUUUUUAGCCCAUUAGUAUACGCAUGUAUCUUGGCCUCAACAUUAACAGCCUCAUUUUCUUCAUUUUUAGCUGCUCCAAAAGUAUUUCAAAUGUUAUGCAAUGAUAGAAUUUACAAUAAUCUUACAUGGUUUGGAUUUAGUAAUAAAUCAGGGGAACCAAUAAGAGCUGAUAUAUUGACUACAAUAAUUGUUUUGCUGUUUAUACUUCCCGGUAACUUGAAUGCAAUAUUACCGUCAAUAUCAAAUAUAUUUCUUAGUGUCUAUGCAUUGAUAAACUUCAGUACAUUUCAUGCAUCUUUAGUUAAACCAAUUGGAUGGCGUCCUACUUUUAAGUUGUAUAAUAUGUGGUUAAGUUUAGGUGGUUCAAUGUUAUGUGUAUUAUUGAUGUUUGUCAUUAGCUGGGGAACAGCUCUGGUGACAUUGGGAGCUAUAUUAGCUUUGUACUUAAUAGUAUCAUAUCAAAAACCAGAUGUCAAUUGGGGUACAAGUACCCAAGCUCAAACUUACAAACAAGCCUUAAUGGCUGUUCACAAUCUUAUCAGGGUGGAAGAUCAUGUCAAAAACUUUAGGCCUCAACUACUUAUACUUACUGGAAUGGCAUCUUCUAGACCAUCAUUAGUUGAUUUUGGACAUCUCAUCACAAAAAAUUUGUCAUUACUUGUGUGUGGAAAUAUUAUCAAAGCUCCAUCUUCACAAAAGUUACUCGAAAUUUAUUCAAAACGUGCUAUAAAUUGGUUAUGUUACCACAAAAUCAAAGGAUUUUAUGUACAAAUAGAUGGUACUAAUUUUGAUGAUGGUGCUAAAAGUUUAAUGCAAACAGUUGGUUUAGGCAAACUGAAACCAAACAUUGUUUUGUUAGGUUAUAAGAGCAAUUGGUUCAAAUGUAGUUCUCAAAAUUUAAAUAUGUAUUUCAAUGUGUUACAUAAAGCUUUAGAUAUUCAUAUGGCUGUAUGUAUAUUGCGUGUCAAAUCUGGUCUAAAUUUUUCGAAUUCCAUUCUCAUUGAUGAAAUGCAACUUGAUAUGAUGGUGAACCGUAAAGCAUCAUACCUUUCAGAAGAACCAUUUUUACAUAGUAGAUCACAGUCAAUGUCUACUGUUACUGAUAAAAAUGACAGCGAUGAAGAAAAUGAAUUAUUAAACAAAGAAACAUCUACAUCAUUGAAUAAACAAUGCACUGAUGAUAAAGUUGAUGAUCAACCAAAAUUAAAUAAAAACCAAAAAGUCAAUAUUGUCAAAGGAACUGAUGGUUAUGAUUUACCCAAAGACAUUAUGAAUGAGAUAACCAGGUUUCAACGUAAACAAAAGAAAGGUUCAAUUGAUGUUUGGUGGUUAUAUGAUGAUGGAGGCCUUACAUUACUUUUACCAUAUAUCUUAAGCACGAGAGGUAAUUGGUCAUCUUGUAAAUUGAGAGUUUUUACUAUAGCUAAUAAAAAAGAUCAAUUGGAAUUUGAACAAAGAAGUAUUGCUAGUCUAUUAGCCAAAUUCCGUAUUGAUUAUUCAGACUUGUUAGUAAUAACAGACCUUAUGAGGAAACCACAUGAAGAAACAUUAGCUUUUUAUGAUGCACUGAUUAAAAGUUAUAAGCCUAAAGGACCAAACAGUGAAAAUGAUGGUAUUAAAGAGUCUGAGUUAACAGCAAUGAAAGAAAAAACAAACCGUCAUCUUCGGUUAAGAGAGCUACUUUUAGAAAAUUCACAAGAAGCAAAUUUAAUUGUAAUGACUUUACCAAUGCCCAGAAAAAAUGUAGUACCAGCAUCUUUGUAUAUGUCCUGGCUAGAGACGUUGACGCAAGGUAUGCCUCCAUUUCUUUUGGUGCGGGGCAACCAAAACUCCGUACUUACAUUUUAUUCUUAAGCAUCUUUCGCUCAAGUACUGUUCCUCUAUUAAAUACCGGUAAAGUGAUGUUAAGUAAUAAUAUUUAAGUAAAUUGAAAAACAACAAUUUAACCUGACUCGUUGGCACAAACCACGUUUUAUUAUUUUUUUAUCACAAUAUAAGUGUUUUUUUUAAAGUAAUAAUAAUAAUAAGUUCUUCUUUGUAUACAAUUUAAUAAUUCAUUAAUUUGCAAAAUAUUUUAUGUGUAAUACUGUAAAAUUGUAAUUAAUUAAUUAAUUCAAAAAUAUGCUAUAAAUUAAACACAUUUUGCACGAUUAAAUUUUUAUUUUUUAAAGAAUCUCAUUUAAAUUUUAUAUAUAAUACAUUUAUAUGUAUAAAUAAUAUAUUAUGGCAUAAUGCUUAAUAUAUUUGGCAUACUAUAAUCAUUUCGAGUAAUUGAUGCAUAGUUUUCAGUUUUGGUUUUCUGAUGGAAGUGUUUUCUUUCUUCAAUUUAUAAUUUACUUAACUUCAAAUAUUUCAUUUACAAUAUAAUAAUAAAACGUAUUAAACCCUGUUUUUAGUCAACAUAUCAAUCAUUUAAUCUUGAUUUUAAAUGGAACAUCUGCUUACUGUAAUUUAUAUUAAUUAUUGAUUUUAAUAUUUUCUCUUAAAAUUGUAAUGUUUCUCAAAAGAAAUUUGUUCAUACAUUCUGUAUACAAUUAAAAAAAUCAUUAGAAUUACAAAUUAAUCAAUUUUCAACAUAAUCAGAUCUGAAUUUAUAAUUUUUGUACGUGAGAAUCUUCUAUUUUUAUGAAUGAAUUUAAUUAAUUAUAGUCAAUAUGAACUGGUAUAAAAAUCAUUAUUUAAUUAUUUAAAUGUUUUGAAUCAGGUAUUGUUACUAUGCAUUUUAACUGGAUAAUUAUUAUUACUUUUUUUUAUUUACUUUUUUUAAUUAACUAAAACACAAUUAUACAGGAUUACAUAACGUGUUUAAUGUCCAUUUGUGUAUGCAUAAUUUUUAAAUAUUUUUAAAAUUUGAUUAUCAUAAAAUCUGAUGAACUACUGUAAAUAAAGUUUAAUGUUAGAACUAAUCAACAUCUAAUAUAAUGAUUAUUUGGUCGUAAUUUUUUACUAUUUUUUAUUUUUAAAUAUUGUCCAAUGUCAUAAUAUAAUAUAUGGUUGUACAUUUAUUAUUUAAAUGAAAAAAUAUCAGUUGUUAUUGUGUUACGGAGCUUUAAAAUUGUUUAAACAUCAGAUGUAUUCUAGUCAUACUAUGGAAACAAAAUUUUACCUACUUUUCAACUUACUAUCAUUGCACAUUUAAUGAACCUGUACAGAAAUUUACAGUUUUGUUUACAACAUAAUAUAAGAUGUAUAAUACAACUAAUUAAUAUUAUUAGAAUUGAGAUAUCUGUGAUCAAUCCACAAAUUAAUUCAGUUUAUAUAAUUUUUUGGUUUUUUUCAUUGUGGCCUUUAACAACAACGCUCAAUUUGUGCUCAACGAAAUCAUUUAUGUAUAUUUUUGAGAACAUAAUUUAUUGUGCUAAUAAAAUUUAUAUAUUUUAGUAGAAAUAUAUUUUUUAUAAAUCGUAAUAUAAGUAAAUUAUACAUGACUAAUUAUCUAAGUUUGACACUCCAGCAAUAAAAAAAAGACUUAUUUUUAGAAAUGUA
Molecule: messenger RNA, 5078 nt
Organism: Acyrthosiphon pisum (pea aphid)
Lineage: Eukaryota; Metazoa; Arthropoda; Insecta; Hemiptera; Aphididae
Gene: Ncc69
Product: sodium chloride cotransporter 69
Exons: 19
Coding region: 387-3446 (1019 amino acids)
Biological process (GO): chloride ion homeostasis; potassium ion import across plasma membrane; potassium ion homeostasis
Cellular component (GO): membrane
Molecular function (GO): sodium:potassium:chloride symporter activity
Source: RefSeq, a predicted model, not a curated record